AACCAGUUCUUUUAUUUUUGGACGGAGAUAGUAGGAACAAAAUAAAAUAAAUGAAUAAAUGAAAAAGGAAAAAAAUCAUAACUUUCCUCCGUUAUAUUCACCAGAAUCAAUUCAACCCCCAUAAAGAAGCACCACUCUCUCUCUCUCUCUCUAUAAUGUGUCUCAUGCGUUUCUCCGAAAACAAAACCUUUUAACUGUUUCUUCUUUCCUUAAUUUCUUCGCCGAUAUUCCUCAAAUCACCAAACACAAAAGCAAUGUCAUCGCCGGGAUUCAAUGCCGGUGGUAAUGGAUCGUCGGAAUAUUUCUCCGGCAGAUCAACAAACACCAUCAACAACCUCACAACCACCAAUAAUCUCCAUCAUAAUCUCUCUCUCUACCGAACCCAACAACAACAACAACCACUUCCUCCAAUUUUUCUAGAUCCUUCUUCACAGAUCCCUCAACAACGCUUCAUCGGAAAACGCACCUUAGCUGAAUUUCAAACACAACAAAACCAAACCUACAACAUCAACAACAACAAUCUUAACCUUAACAACAACAAUCACAAUAACCAUGUUCUCUCAAAUCUUUUACUUCGUUCUGUAAAACCAAGAACAACAACAACAAAUUUUCAGUUUCAAAACAAUUCUCCUUCAUCUUUUUCACUUCCUGAAUUACAACAAAACCCUUUUAACAACAUCUACCAAACGCACCGUUUAGGUGUUCCUUUACAAAUGAACCCAAAUUUUCAUCACUACAGAACCACCUCGAAUUUAACUCAAGUAAUAAACCGGGUUCAAAAUCAAAAUCAAACCGUUGAACCGGUAGAAGAAAAAAAGAUCAACAGCGAUCACACGCUUCUUCAAGAAUUAGAAAAACAGCUUCUAGAAGAUAACGACGAUGAUGGUGAAGCUUCUGUUAUAACAACAAGUGAAUGGUCAGAGACAUAUCAGAAUCUAAUUGGGCCUGGUACCGGGCCUUGUAAUGGGCCUGGGCCUAUUCAGGCCCAAAAACAGGUUUCUUCAUCGCCUACUUCGUCUACCACGUCAUCAACUUCUUCUUCAGCUGCUUCACCUGCUUCUGUUUGUUCCAAACAAACGCUAAUUGAAGCUGCAAACGCUAUUUCAGAAGGUAAAAACGACGUCGCUUUAGAGAUCUUAACACGUUUAGUUCAGAAUUUGAAUCCGAAUUUGAUGAAUUCGGAUCAACGGUUAACUAAUUGCAUGGUUUCGGCUUUGAAAUCGAGGUUGAAUCCGGUUGAAAAUCCACCGGUUGUUGCGGAAUUGUUCAGUAGAGGACAUGCUGAGUCGACUCAGUUGUUGCUUGAAAACUCGGAUUGUUUCAAGGUUAGUUUCAUGGCUGCGAAUCUCGUAAUAAUGGAAGCAGCAUUUGAAGAAAACGGUAACGGAAAAGGUUUCUGUGUGGUGGAUUUUGAAAUUGGUCAGGGGAAACAAUACGUUAAUCUUCUUCACGCGCUUAAAGCGCGUGAGGUUUCGGUUUCUACUGCAUCGGGUUUCACGUUGAAGGUAGUUGCUGUGGCGGAGAACGGCGGCGACGAGAGAGUUAAAGCGGUGGGUGAAAUGUUGAGUCGUCAAGCGGAGAAGUUAAAAAUCGGUUUCGAAUUUCGUAUUGCAACCGUUUCUCAGAGAAAAAUGAACGAGUUGACUCGUGAGUUAUUAGGUUGUGACUCGGAAGAAACGCUUAUUGUGAAUUUCGCGUUUAAGCUGAAUCGAAUUCCAGAUGAAAGCGUUUCAACCGAGAAUCCACGCGACGAGCUUUUGAGGCGCGUGAAGAAACUCGCGCCGCGAGUGGUUACAAUUGUGGAGCAAGAAAUGAAUUGUAAUACGGCGCCGUUUUUGGCACGAGUUGCUGAGUCAUGGUCUUAUUAUUCUGCCUUGUAUGAUUCUGUUGAGUCUGAUUUAGGAAAAGAUAACUCGGACCGAGUCAAGAUUGAAGAAGGACUGAGUCGGAAAUUAUGUAAUUCGGUGGCUUGUGAAGGUAGGGAUCGGGUUGAACGGGGUGAGGUUUUUGGAAAAUGGCGCGCAAGGAUGAGUAUGGCGGGGUUUAUGUUGAAACCAAUGAGUCAAAACGUUGUUGAGUCGAUAAAAUCGCGACUCGCUGUGAGUAAUAACAACCGAGUUAACACGGGACUCAGUGUGAAAGAAGAGAACGGUGGGAUUUGCUUUGGUUGGAUGGGAAGAACACUCACCGUUGCUUCUGCUUGGCGUUAACUUCUCUUACUUUUUUAUUCUUUGUUUUAUUAUAUUUUUUUAAUUUGGUUCCAUGAAUAUUAAUAUAUUAUUAUAUUGUUACUAUAUUGUAACGUUAUCGAGA
Messenger RNA from Trifolium pratense (red clover), 2313 nucleotides. RefSeq names its product scarecrow-like protein 8. Gene Ontology annotation, biological process: regulation of DNA-templated transcription. The record is from RefSeq and is a predicted model, not a curated record. Gene Ontology annotation, cellular component: nucleus. The transcript has a single exon. Bases 255 to 2210 code for a protein of 651 amino acids. Gene Ontology annotation, molecular function: DNA-binding transcription factor activity; sequence-specific DNA binding. Lineage: Eukaryota; Viridiplantae; Streptophyta; Magnoliopsida; Fabales; Fabaceae.